AUGACAAAACCCAGCUGUCUGAACCCUCUCAGCGCCAUCAGCCCUUGCCCCCUCGCUGUGAGCCCUUUCCGCAGCUCCGGGCCAGCAGCCGGUGCCCAGGGCCUCCCUGCCCUGCCCGUGCCCAGCCGAAACCCUCCGAACUCCUUUGGAUGCCCCAAUGGCAUUGCCAAGCUGUCGGUUCUCCAGCAGCAUGCAGCCAGGGACCAGCUGGUCCUGGGGACGAGGCGCUUGCCUGGGUGGGAACCAGGACCGCGGUCCUUGCCCUGCGCUGGGCAGCCUGCAGCAAGUCCCUUCGCCUCGCCGUCCCUGGGGUGCCGGCUCACCCCCUCCCCGGGGCACCCCACUGUGGUUGCUCCUGCUGCUUCAGACAAGACCCCGCAGGGGCAGGGGCUGCCGCUGCCCUGGGAGUGCAAAUUCCCCCGUGCCAAGUACCGCAGAGAAAUGGCUGUAAGAGCAAUGAUGCUCGUCAGCACCGAGCAGCUGAACAGUGAGACCCUGUGUUUUCAAAAAGAGAGGGAAAACAAAGCCAAACUGAAGAAGAGGCUCCUGUCGAUACGAGAAGAGUCUCUUCCCGACAUGAAAGCCACUCUGCCUUUGACACCCCUGCACCAGCUCUCCUGGGGCUUUAUUAGAUGCGGGUUUCAAGCACCCACGUUUGAGAAGCCUGCGUGGGAAAGCAGAGAUGUUGCCACGUUUGUCUUUCAUCUGCUUCUCCAGCAUUUUCCUUUGCUGGGAUGCUCACAGACCCCUUGCUGGGCGGCAGCGCUUCGUCCCCACCCUCCGCAGCCCCAGCUGCGCGCAGCAGCUCAUCUGGCACCCUCGCCUCCCACCCCGCUGAUGCACACCGGGUGCUCGGGAAAACGGGUGGCAGCGAGAAUCCGGGCUCGGGCUUCUUGCAGGACCCGUGCAGGACCCAAAUGCCUGCAAAACACAGGUUCAGUGCAGGAGGGAACGCUGAUGGGCGCCAGCGGUGGCUUCCUCGGUGUCUCCGACGAGAACGUCUUUGUGGGACUCCUCAAGGCACGAUUUUGGGAAGGGUUAGGGGUGCUGUGGAAGAGAAGCGCCUGUCGGGGAGCCCGGGAAGGUGCAGAAGCCGAGUCGGAGGCUCCCGGAGCAGGAGAGCGAGGACUGAACACCAUCACAGAAGAAAAAGUUCAGAGGAUGAAGGAGCAAUUCAUGUCUGCCUACAAUGUCACCACAGAUGGACGCUUGCAAAUCCAAGAGCUUGCAAAUAUUAUCUUGCCGGAUGAUGAGAAUUUUCUGCUGCUUUUCCGACGGGAAACUCCCUUGGACAACAGCGUGGAGUUCAUGCGGAUCUGGCGCAGUUAUGACGCUGAUAGCAGUGGAUUUAUUUCAGCUGGCGAGCUCAAAGAUUUCCUGCGGGAUCUCUUUUUGCAGCAUAACAAGACAGUUGCUGAAGUAAAGCUGGAAGAAUAUACUGAUACCAUGAUGAAAAUCUUUGACAAAAACAAAGAUGGACGGCUGGACCUGAAUGACCUGGCAAGGAUUCUGGCACUCCAGGAAAAUUUCCUUCUUCAAUUUAAAAUGGAUGCUUGCAGCACGGAAGAAAGGAGGAGAGAUUUUGAGAAGAUCUUUGCACACUAUGACGUUAGUAAAACGGGAGCACUUGAAGGCCCAGAAGUGGAUGGGUUUGUCAAAGACAUGAUGGAACUGGUCAAGCCCAGCAUUAGCGGGGUGGACCUGGACAAGUUCCGCCAGAUCCUGCUCAACCACUGCGAUGUGAACAAGGAUGGGAAAAUUCAGAAAUCCGAACUGGCUUUGUGUCUUGGGCUUAAAAUGAACCCGUAGCCAGGAGAAUGCUCAUGGUUGUGUUUCCCUUGUGAGAUUUGCCUGCUGCUCCUCGUAGAAGUGUGUCCGUGCUGCCGUGUGAGCGGUGGGGAGCAGGGG
This is a messenger RNA of Nipponia nippon (crested ibis), 1908 nucleotides long. The record is from RefSeq and is a predicted model, not a curated record. NCBI's taxonomy places the organism in Eukaryota, Metazoa, Chordata, Aves, Pelecaniformes, Threskiornithidae.